This is a messenger RNA of Austrofundulus limnaeus, 1054 nucleotides long. Its product is annotated as apoptosis facilitator Bcl-2-like protein 14. The transcript is spliced from 6 exons. Bases 209 to 928 code for a protein of 239 amino acids. The record is from RefSeq and is a predicted model, not a curated record. Gene Ontology annotation, biological process: regulation of extrinsic apoptotic signaling pathway. Lineage: Eukaryota; Metazoa; Chordata; Actinopteri; Cyprinodontiformes; Rivulidae.
GUUCAGAGUCAAGUAUCGAUCCGAGGACACCGUUUGUAUCGAUAUUCAGAUCGAUCCGCCCCUAACCCACAGGACGAGGAAGAGGAGGCACUCGGGUGACGGCAGCUCCAGAGACGGUCUGACGGUCCGGUCCGGUCCCGGUGAGUCCAUCCAACGUAGAACCGGUUCGUGGGUUUCACCUGGACCCGCGCGCCUCGUGCAGGUGAACAUGGAGGGUCCACAGGGAACCAGCGAGGUCCUCCAGCUGCUGCAGGACUACUGCACCAAGAGGUCCAGGCAGAACUGGAGCAGAACCACAGAACAGACAGUGUUGAAGUUCUUGGGAGCCUCCGGUCUGGAAUCUGACUCAUCAAGUCCUCCACCUCCUCCAGUAGUUUUACAAAUUAAAAAUAUACCUGUGGCAGUGUCGGAGGUGUUGAGGAAAAAACAGACCCCCAGUCUGGAUGAGGAUUUCUCAGGACUUCCUGUGUUUGAAGGAGUUCAGAGUCCCGCCCCCCCUCAGCGUGGCGUGGCGGAGCGGCUGGUGGAGAUCACCGAGUCGGCGCAGAUCAGGAAGGAGGACGUUCAGACGCAGGAAGAGCUCAUCCAGAAGCUGGUUCAGCUCAUCGUAGCGUUUGGAGACGACAUCAAUUCAAAGCUCAAACAGAACCCGGUCCUGGAGCAGCAGCUCCAGAACCUGAGCUACGGCACGUUCGAGAAGCUGAUGUCCACGGUGCAGAGCCUGGUGGUGCCGGUGAGCCGGGCCGCAGGUCCGGACGGUCGGGUCGAGCAGCAGAAGAUCGCCUGGGCCUUCGAGGUGACCAGCAGACUGUCGGCUGUGGGGGUGGUCCAACACAGGAGGGUUCUGAACUUCGGGGCCCAAUACAUCGAACAGAACCACGCCGGCUGGGUCCAGCAGCACGGAGGCUGGGAGGAAGCAUUUGACUGAGCUGCAGAACCAUCAGAACCAUCAGAACCAUUGGACCCGACCUACGAUACUGUGAACUUUUUAAAACAUAUUUAUUGUUUGUAUCGUCGUUAACUUACAGGAAUAAAAAUAAAACCAAGAACUGGA